This is a messenger RNA of Bombina bombina (fire-bellied toad), 728 nucleotides long. RefSeq names its product protein FAM78A-like. NCBI's taxonomy places the organism in Eukaryota, Metazoa, Chordata, Amphibia, Anura, Bombinatoridae. The transcript has 2 exons. The record is from RefSeq and is a predicted model, not a curated record. The coding region runs from base 1 to 594 and encodes 197 amino acids.
AUGUCUGUGCCGCGGCUCUGGUCUACUGAUGCCAACGUUCCACACAGGUCCAGCUGGGAGCUGCCAGAUCUGGAGAAGGGUAAAAUCCCUGCAAUAAGCGUUUCUGGUGGAGUAAACUAUCCCUGGAAUGGAAACACCACAGAGACAUGCACUAUCAUUGGCCCAACCAAACAAGAUACCAAAUUCACUGUUAGUAUGAAUGAUAAUUUUUACCCGAGUGUGACAUGGGCAGUACCGGUGGGUACAGGCAAUUUGCCCCAGCUGACAGGUAUUCACAGGGACCAAAGCUUUACCACCUGGCUUGUGGCUAUUAACAUGGCUAGUAAUGACAUUAUUAUCUUGCACACCAUCAAAUGGAGGAUGAAAUUGGAAAUUGAUAUUGACCCCACUAUGCCACUAGGACGGAGAUCCAAAUUAAAGAAACCAUAUGCCCAAGAGCAGCCAGUGGUUCUAAACAAGAAUGAACCAAUACCUCCAAGCGCACUCGUAAAACCUAAUGCCAACGAUGCCCAGGUGCUGAUGUGGAGGCCUAAAAAUCAAAAGCCAGUUGUGGUGAUCCCACCCAAACGUCGACGAGCUACACAAUGCUGCUAAUAAACAACAAGAGAACCAAAAAUCUCGUAUGCUGUUCUUGCUUUAUUCAAAUUGCGGGUAACACUGUGUUAUUUUACCUACAGGGUCAAAGAGGCUUCUCCCACCGACAAACGUUUGAUGUAAAUCCAGCAUUU